Molecule: messenger RNA, 642 nt
Organism: Oldenlandia corymbosa var. corymbosa
Lineage: Eukaryota; Viridiplantae; Streptophyta; Magnoliopsida; Gentianales; Rubiaceae
Source: the annotation of a GenBank genome assembly
AUGGCUUCCCGUCUGAUUUCCGUCAGCCGGAGCUUCUUCUCCGGCAGUGCCUCACUGCAUAUUAGAUUACAAUUUCUCUCAACAAACCCUUAUGUUAAAUUUUCAUUUCCCACUUUAGCUCCUUCCAAGAAAAGCUCCUGUGGCAUCAAACACAAACAUUGCCUUCCAGUUCCAACUGCAACUUACGAAGAGUUUCCAGCUGAGUUAGCAGAAGAAGACUCCAAAUUUGUUCCUCUUGAAGCUGAUGCUCCAACCUAUGGUCCUCCAGCUUUGUUGCUGUUAGGUUUCGAAGUGGAGGAAGCAGCCAAGAUACAGCAGUUGCUUAAGGAAUUAGAUGGAGAAUUCCUCGAAAUAAUUUUUUGUACUGAAGACAUGAUAAGUCGCACUCUCUGGGAAGCUGUAAACACCAAGCAACCUAAUCUUGAAGCUUCUAAGAUUGCAAAAUCACUUCCAAGAGUUUGCUUCCUAUCUGGUCUAAGUGGGGAGGAGAUGAUGAUGUUUAUUGAUGCCUUUCCAGAAAGUGGAUUGGAGCUUCCUGUUUUUGCUGCUCUUGUUCCAAAUAGUGCCGAUAAACCUCUGCGAGAGGUGAUUGAAGAAAUCAUGGGAGAUCAUGAAAUGAUAACUUCCCAGAAAACUGGUUAG